GACAGCGGUUAGCUUUCUGAGGAAGUCAUUCAUCCGCAUAGCUAGAGUAAAUUCUGGCUGCGUUUCGAACCCUACUGAGCUGCCUAACUAGACAGCAUUCGAGACGUUCCGAGUCAGCUACCCGCUGACUGACUUUGGUAUUUAAACUGAUUCGAGCUGUAGUGAGGAGCAAAAAUACUGUCUAGCUAGGCAUUUCACUGAGGCUUUGGGACACAGUCCGCCAUAUGUGGCUAAGGGGAGUUCCCAAAUGAUUCCCGCAAGCUAAACAUGCCUUGACAGAAGUUUUCUUGUUAUUUUCCGAAUUAUAUGCAACUCCAGUUAUAUUUUUAUCGUACAAACCCCACACUGAUCACGAGUUGCAAGCAGUGAAAACGGGAUCUAAACUCCUCAAAAGAGAGGAGUCAACUAGACUCAAGGUUUGUUGUCUGAUCAUCAAUGUAUUAAUUUUCUAGAAGGGAAAGAUGUUAUCAUUCGAGGAAGCUAAAGCGAGGUUAGAAACGGCAGGACAGAGCCAUGUUUUACAAUUCUGGGCUGAACUUUCUGGGGAAGAAAGCAGUGCGCUUCUGGAGGAGAUAUCUAGGCUCCAGCCCGAAGAGUUACUCGAGCACUGCCGAGCAGCUGCUGAGGCUGCAAGCCGACACUCGAGUGCUGAUGGUCGGCUAGACGCCCGGAUGAAGCCCGUUCCUCCAGAGUUCAUUGGAAGUGUGCGUAAAAGUGAGAAAGAAACGCUUCAGUUAUGGGGUGAUGAAGGGUUACUGCAGAUUUCACAGGACAGAGUGGCUGUUUUGCUGUUAGCCGGUGGUCAGGGGACUCGGCUUGGAGUGCCAUAUCCCAAGGGCAUGUACAGUGUUGGGCUGCCAAGUGGAAAAACCCUGUACCAGAUCCAGGCUGAGCGUAUCCAGAAGGUGCAAGAGCUGGCCAAUGUGAAGCAUGGUAGUAGGUGCACAAUACCAUGGUACAUAAUGACCAGUGAGUUCACUCUGGAACCCACAGAGAAGUUCUUCAAAGACAAUAAAUAUUUUGGUCUUUGUCCAUCCAACGUAGUCAUAUUUGAGCAGAGAAUGAUACCAGCUGUAGGCUUUGAUGGAAAGAUCAUCCUGGAGAAGAAAGGCAAAAUAGCCAUGGCACCAGAUGGAAAUGGCGGCCUCUAUCAUGCUUUAGUGGACAACAAGAUUUUAGAGGACAUGCAGAGAAGGGGUGUGGAGUAUCUUCACGUGUACUGUGUGGACAACAUCUUGGUGAAGAUGGCAGACCCAGUCUUUAUUGGCUUUUGUGUAAACAAAGGAGCAGACUGUGGUGCCAAGGUGGUGGAUAAGGCAUAUCCUGCAGAGCCGGUUGGAGUGGUGUGUCACGUGGACGGCCUGUAUCAGGUGAUUGAGUACAGUGAGAUCCAACCAGAGACCGCAGAGCUGCGAGGCCCAGGAGGAGAGCUCCUGUUCAGUGCUGGGAACAUCUGCAACCACUUCUUUACCCGAGACUUCUUAAAGGACGUGGCUGAAAAGUUUGAGAGUCAGCUGAAGCAGCAUGUGGCUAUCAAGAAAGUGCCAUUUGUGGAUGGAGAAGGGAACCUGGUGAAACCAACCAAGCCCAAUGGCAUUAAAAUGGAGAAAUUUGUAUUUGACGUCUUUCAGUUCUCAAAGAAAUUUGUCGCCUUUGAGGUGUUGAGAGAGGAGGAAUUCUCACCCCUAAAAAAUGCUGAUGGGGCGCCUUUGGACACACCGACUACAGCACGCCGUUCCUUGUUAGCACAACAUUACCGCUGGGCUCUGGCAGCUGGUGGAAUCUUCCUGGAUGAGCAGGAUAAACCCAUCCCCCCAAAACAUAGUAUGUCACAGAAUGAAGACCCCCCAGCAAUCUGUGAAAUCUCUCCACUUGUAUCUUACUUUGGCGAGGGGCUGGAAAAGCUGCUGAAACAGAAGAACUUGAGGUCCCCUUUUCUACUUGAUGAGAAUGAAGCAGAGAAUCUUAUGAAAACUGCAUAGUGUUUUCAACUGAGGAUUCCAUCAUGUCCAGGGCCAGGCAAAUAUUAAAGGAAUUGAAAGGGAUAUUUACAAAAAA
Molecule: messenger RNA, 2058 nt
Organism: Carassius carassius (crucian carp)
Lineage: Eukaryota; Metazoa; Chordata; Actinopteri; Cypriniformes; Cyprinidae
Product: UDP-N-acetylhexosamine pyrophosphorylase-like protein 1
Exons: 9
Coding region: 462-1982 (506 amino acids)
Biological process (GO): UDP-N-acetylglucosamine biosynthetic process
Molecular function (GO): UDP-N-acetylglucosamine diphosphorylase activity
Source: RefSeq, a predicted model, not a curated record